GCGCCAACCAAUCAUAGACAUAGAAACGUCAUCAAAUGGCGCUGUCCGUCCACACGUGAAUGUGAGGAAAUAUUGGAAGAGCUUUUUUAAAUAUAUAUAUUUCUUUAGGAGCUGAAACGCAGUCUGGAUAAAAUGACACAUGUAACGUUACCAGAUGAGAGAAAAAAGCCGAAGAAAAGCAAAAAGAGAAAGGCUAAUGAUGAGGACUCUGAAGCAGCUGUUCCUGAUCUAGAUGUGGUGACACCACAGAAAGAUGAAACAAACACACUCGCUGCUACAGAAAGAGCAGAAAAGAAAGCGAAGAAGAAAAAGAAAAGAGAAGCUGAGGAACUCAAACUCAGUUUGGAUGAAAUGACACAUGUACAAGAUGAAAGAAAAAAGCCAAAGAAAGACAAAAAGAGAAAGGCUAAUGAUGAGGACUCUGAAGCAGCUGUUCCUGAUCUGGUGACACCACAGAAAGAUGAAACAAACACACUUGCUGCUACAGAAAGAGCAGAAAAGAAAGCAAAGAAGAAAAAGAAAAGAGAAGUUGAGGACUCUGAAGCAGCUGUUCCUGAAUCAGAUGUGAUGACGCCACAGAAAGAUGAAACAAACACACUCGCUGCUACAGAAAGAGCACAAAAGAAAGCGAAGAAGAAAAAGAAAAGAGAAGUUGAGAGUUCUGAAGAGGUAAACUCGUCACAGCAAGAAGAACCACCUGGAGCAGAGGAUGAAAACGGCUCAGAUGGUGAGGAAGAGCUGAGUCCAGAGGAGAAACGAGUUCUGGAGAGAAAGUUGAAGAAGAUUCGGAAUAAGGAGUUGAAGAAGAAAUUAAAGGAAGAAGGCAAAAGCAUAAAAAAAGACAAAGUCAAGACGAGUCUUGCAGAGAAGGCGGCGCUGGAAUACCUCACAUGCUGGUCUGAGAGGCGAGACGAGUGGAAGUUUCUCAAAAGCAGGCAAACAUGGUUACUGCAGCACAUGUAUGACACCACAAAGGUGACUGACGAUCAUUUCAAGGUGUUGCUAGAGUAUAUUGAAAGUAUGCGUGGAGCAUCGCGCGACAUCACAUUGCAGAAAGCUGAAGCGAUUGUGCGCUGGGAAGGACAAGGAGAAGAGGCGGAUCAGAGGCUGCUGAGAAGAAAAAAAGAGAGAGCCAAACAGGUCGUCCAGUUGCUCUGAUAGACCAGAACAUUGAACAAAACAUCAAAAUGAACUGUUUCUUUUUUUUGUGACUGUAUAAAUGUGCCAUUGUACAUUUUCAUUCAUUAAAUCAUUGCUGUGGAUUUUAAAGGUCUGCCUAUCUUUUAGUAUGUCAAUGACAGUGUUGGGGAAAGUUACUUUUAAAAGUAAUGCAUUACAAUAUUGCAUUACUCCCUUAAAAAAAAGUAACUUCUUUACAUUUUAUGGAAAGUAAUGCUUUAAGUAAAUUACUUUUUAAAUCUAGAGGGUGCAGCUCAAACAAAACUUUUGGCUGUGCUGCCAUUCUGGAUUGCAUGGAGAAUAGGACACAGGAGAAGAAAGUGCAACACUCAUUAGCAAUAUAUAUUUAUCUAAAGUCAUUUUUGCUUAUUAGUAUAGUUGAAUUGGUCAACAGCAACGACAUUGGUUAAUAAAA
Molecule: messenger RNA, 1594 nt
Organism: Labeo rohita (rohu)
Lineage: Eukaryota; Metazoa; Chordata; Actinopteri; Cypriniformes; Cyprinidae
Gene: chlsn
Source: RefSeq, a predicted model, not a curated record